Molecule: messenger RNA, 2770 nt
Organism: Octodon degus (degu)
Lineage: Eukaryota; Metazoa; Chordata; Mammalia; Rodentia; Octodontidae
Gene: Sp100
Product: SP100 nuclear antigen
Exons: 23
Coding region: 367-2667 (766 amino acids)
Biological process (GO): regulation of transcription by RNA polymerase II
Cellular component (GO): nucleus
Molecular function (GO): DNA binding; protein binding; DNA-binding transcription factor activity, RNA polymerase II-specific
Source: RefSeq, a predicted model, not a curated record
GGGAAAGGGCUGCAGUCGAGGGAGGAUAGAAACCUCCUUCCCCAUGUUUUCGAAGGCCACUGGGCUGCACCCUACUGACAGCUGGACGAGGUCGGGUCCGAGGAAUGAGAUUGCGAAGUCGUCUCGGGGUUCUGGCCCAGCAGGGACCCAGACCGCUCUGCCUUGGCCCCUGCCGCUGACAGUAGGAGGAGGUUGAAUAAAUACUUUCACUUCUGUUUUCCCCACCGGGGCGGAGCCCCGCUCACCAGUCAGCCCUCGCUGGCGGACGCCGACUUCCUGCUCCGCCUGGCAGCCCCCGCGGACCCAGGCAGGGACGCCGAGGGAUCCAAGGCCACCGUCCCAGGCCCCGGCGGGCCGGGCGGGAAGAUGGCAGCGGGGUCCUGGGACCUGACCCCCCGGACAGUCCCAGAUGCCCAAGAUGCAGAGGACCCUAUGAAGAUUGUCCUCAGAUGCUUCAGAGAACGCAAAGUACUUAUUUCCUAUGCAAUAAAGAAGUCAUUUCCUUUCCUCGAGGCUCUCCGUGACCGUGAGCUGAUCACCAACAAAAUGUAUGAAGAUUGUCAAGAGUCUUUUAAAAGCCUAAUACCUGUAAGUCAAGUGAUAUACAAAGUUCUCAAUGAACUGGAGAAGAAAUUUGACAUGGAAGUUCUGGAAGCAUUAUUCAGUGAAAUCAACAGGAUGGAAUACCCUGAUUUAAUGAAUGUUUACAAAGACUUCCAAAAUGGUCCAACCUUACCUGAAAAUAGACUCACAGACCACCCCCGUGAAAGAGAACAGGUAAAUGGAUUGAGAACACAAAAAACCAGGGAGAAAAAUGGUACACCAGGAAGCCACCAAACCAAUUGCCAGACUGCCGACAAGUCUGCACUAUUAGGAACAGAGACACACACACAAGCCUUCCAAGUUAAUUCCUGCUCUGUGGUUCUGGUGGAUAUAAAGAAGGAAAAGCCAUUUUACUCAGAUGAGGAGCAACAAACCCUUACCAGGGUGAAAAGGAGCCAGGCAUCGGACAUAAUAGUCAUCAGCAGCGAUGACUCCGGAGGACUCAGCGAUGGAGACGAGGUCCCCACAGCCUCCAGGUCAGCCCUGAGGAACGAGCCUGAGAUCAGUACGCAUGACCCGCUAGAAUCAAGUGAGGACAAAGAGACCCAAGAAGCUACUUGCUCGCAUAAGAUUAAACCAAAACCUAGAGAGUUCAGAGAUUCACCUACAUUCAGAAAAAGCCCUCUAAAAAGAGGAAGAGAACAUGUCUCUGAUUCUUCAGAAUCCAGCGAAGAGGAGACACUCCCUGUAUUCAACUUCUGGAAGCGCUCAGACUGGAGAGGUGGGCUGCAUGCAACAGGGCUCAGCAAUGGUGACUCUGCUGAACUGAAUCAUAGAGAAGAGCGCUCUGAAGCCCUAAGAAGUGGAUCAGGAGCAGAGCUGCAAGGACCUGGAAAUAAGUGUUCCUGUGUCAUUUGCUCCUCAGAAUGUGUGCCAGGAGGCCAGGAAGCAAGGACAGACAGUGGGCACACAUCUUCCAUGACAGAUGCCAUGCGUGUGGAAAACCACUCUGUGUUGGGAAAUGACAUUGGCAAAAGAAGAACAAAGAAAAGGCAUACAUGUAAAAUAAAGCCUCUCCAAAAACAUAAGAAGAAAUACAAGAAUUCUCUCCAUUUAGCUUCCUGUAGCCCUGAUCUUCUGCCAGGGAGGAAGAGAGGCAGGAGCAGACUUCUGAGUGCUGGAUCCCCCAGAAAAAGAGGUUGGCCAAAAGGUCCUAGAAUUUUCAGAGAAACACAUGUGAAUUUUCAUGUUCCUGAACUUCCCGUGACCUGCGGUAAUGCUAGGGGGACUCUGAUUAAGGACCUGUUUAAGCACGGAAUCUGGAAGAAGAGCAUCCAGAGUGAGGAUGGAAGGUGGUUCACCCCCAGGGAGUUUGAAAUUGAAGGAAACUAUGCACCCUCCAAGAACUGGAAGCUAAGCUUGCGCUGCCACGGCUGGAAACUGAAAGAACUGCUGGAGAAAGGAUACCUACCGGAGCCGCCAAGCAAAAAGGGAAAGCGGAGAACACCGGACCCUCCCAUCAAUAUCCCAGCAGACCCUUAUCCAGAAAACUCAAAUGAAUGUGAAGUGUGUAGCCAAGGGGGACAGCUGUACUGCUGCGAUACUUGCCCAAAAUCCUAUCACGAGCACUGCCACAUCCCAUCUGUGGACACCAAGCGAGACCCAUGGAGCUGUGUCUUCUGCAAGACAGAGGCUAUUCGGAAAAGGUGCCGAGACAGCCAACCAUGCCUCCAGGAAUCUGAGGUGCUGAUGAAGGAGAUGAGUGAUGAGGAUCAGCUGAAAUGUGAGCUACUCCUCUUGAAGGUCUACUGCUAUGCGAUCAAAGAUGCAACUCUAGGCCAACAGGAGCGCAUGGAUUUAAGCAUGAUCAAGGUCAGGCUGAGGGAGGAGAAGUACUUCCGAGUGAAGGAGUUUGUGCAGGACAUACGUCUCAUCUUUCAGAGCCACAAGGCAUGUGGCAGAAACAAAAAGAUCAACAGGCUGGGCCUUGGACUGGAAGCCAAAUUUGAGAAGAAUUUCAAAAACAUUUUUGGAGUCAAGGAAACAACUCCACACAAUGAUCCACUCUCCCAUUUGGGUCCUUUCAGCAGCCAGCAAUACAAUGGUCUGAUGAUCCAACAGUAGCCCUGCCUGUUCCUGGUCAGACAAGAUCAUGUUGUGCAAAUGUUUUUGUAGUCCCUUCUGUCCAUUUUUUAAAAAAAUAUAUAUAUAAUAAUACUUUAAAUCA